This is a messenger RNA of Rosa chinensis, 1520 nucleotides long. RefSeq names its product shikimate O-hydroxycinnamoyltransferase. NCBI's taxonomy places the organism in Eukaryota, Viridiplantae, Streptophyta, Magnoliopsida, Rosales, Rosaceae. The record is from RefSeq and is a predicted model, not a curated record. Gene Ontology annotation, molecular function: acyltransferase activity, transferring groups other than amino-acyl groups. The coding region runs from base 109 to 1476 and encodes 455 amino acids. The transcript has a single exon.
ACAAUAAUUUCUCCCCUUGUUCAUUGAAUGAGACAAUAUUCCUAAAACAAGAAGGUAGCAGGAGCUUGGCUAUAUAAUAAAGCAGGAAUAAAUUUCAAGGAAUCGAAGAUGGCAGUCAACGUUAGCAUGCGAGAGACAACAGUGGUGAGGCCAGCAGCGGAGACUCCUGGGCUGUCACUUUGGAUCUCAAACUUAGACAUGGUGAAGACCAACACUCACACUCCUCUUGUUUAUUUCUACAAGCCAAAAAACAUAGCUGGUGCAGGCGAGGACAACAAUUUCUUUGACAUGCACGUGCUGAAGGACGCGCUCAGCAAGGCCCUUGUGCCCUUUUACCCGUUCGCCGGUCGCCUACGGCAGAAAAAGGACGAAGGAGAGAAUGGCCGUAUCGAAAUCGAUUGCAAUGCAGAGGGAGCCUUGUUUGCUGUGGCCGAUAGCAGCUCUUGCAUUAGUGAUUUUGGUGAUUUUGCACCCACUCCCGAAUUCGGGAGAGGGCUCAUCCCCAUAGUUGAUUAUUCAGCUGGGAUAUCUUCUUUUCCCUUGUUGCUGGUUCAGAUCACAUACUUGAAAUGUGGUGGAGUGGCACUUGGUCUUCGCGUGGACCCUCGUGUAUCGGAUGGAUUAUCUACUUUCCACUUCAUAAAUACAUGGUCUGAUAUGGCUUGUGGUCUCGAGGUUGCAAUUCGGCCAAGCAUGGACCGGACGAUACUUCUUGCCCGAGACCCACCUCGGCCUUUACCCGACCACAUUCACCACAUUGCAUACCCUCCUCGAAAUAAGCAUGAGCGCACUUCAGCAACAACGGUUACAAAAUUUAGAUUUACAAGGGAGCAGCUCAAUGUCUUGAAAGCUAUGUCAACCAUGACUAUAGCGGAUGGGGAUGAUAUGAACACUUUACCUGUCAAGUUUACCUCAUUUGAGGUGUUUGCAGGUCAUGUAUGGAGAUGUGCCUGCAAGGCACGUGAACUAGCUAAUGAUCAAGAAACUAUAUUAUACCUUUUUGUAAAUGGAAGGUCCAGAUUACAACCCCCUCUGCCACCUGGUUACUUCGGCAAUGUGGUUUUCAGAGCCACAGCAACAGCCUUAGCAGGGGAUCUCAUAUCGAAACCAAUAUGGUAUGCUGCACGCUGUAUUCACAAUGCUUUGGUGCGUAUGGACGAUGAUUAUCUUCGAUCAGCAAUCGACUACCUGGAACUUCAGCAGCGUCAUCAGGAACUGUCAAGCCUUGCUCAUGGGACUCAUUAUAGGUGUCCUAAUCUUGAGAUAAAUAGCUGGUGUAAAUUGCCCAUCUAUGAUGCUGAUUUUGGGUGGGGUAGACCAAUUUCCGUUGGGCGUUCUGAAAUUCCAAGUGUAGGGAAGGGCUACAUGGUACCUAGUGCAACUGAUGAUGGGAGUUUGUCACUAUCCAUUAGUCUGCAAUCUCAGCAUAUGAUAUCAUUUUCCAAGAACGUCUUACUUAACCACCCUCGGAUGUAAAUCCAAUGCUGAAAAUAUUUAAGAUGAAUUGUUUUAUUUUCCUC